Molecule: messenger RNA, 2590 nt
Organism: Juglans regia (Persian walnut)
Lineage: Eukaryota; Viridiplantae; Streptophyta; Magnoliopsida; Fagales; Juglandaceae
Exons: 5
Coding region: 551-2455 (634 amino acids)
Source: RefSeq, a predicted model, not a curated record
UCACCUGAUCAAGGCCAACCAGCUCUUGAGAGAGAUCAUCAAAGAGAGAGAGAGAGAGAUAGAGACAGAUCAGAUUGCAUGCUUCAAAUCACGGGCAUAUGAGCGAGAAGAGAGAUGGUGAGAUUACCUAUAAGGGAGAUGUUGAUCGAGUCCGGCCAGUACGUCUGAAGAGAUGUCGAGUCGAGUAGGUAGCGAUGAUACUGAUCAUGUGUUUCCUAUUCAUGAACACCCUCUUUCAUGUCGCCGGAUCCCGUUCCGGUUCCGGCUCCCCUACUUCGGAUCUAAAAAUGAGGUUGGUCUAUCGAGAUGUAGCGUCUGCAAAAAUAUCACGCCUGUUCUCGGCCAAGACUACUUUGAAUGUCACAACUGCGACUUUUCGGUCCAUCCUGAGUGCGCAGAAAUAAUUCCGGAUACUUCUGCAAUAGCUACUGAGGGUGGGGACAAGCUAAUCCACGAACAUCGAAUGCAAUUCUUAAAGAAUAUUCCUCAGAACAGAUUAAUUCCAUGAAGGGAAUGUGGAGAAUCUUGCAAUGAUAAGGUCUAUGGUUGCAUGCGAUGUUGUUACUUUAUACAUCCAGGCUGUCGUCCAGUCCAGACAGGGGGAGCAGUCCAACAUGACUGGUGUCAUCCCUGUGAUCUCAUCGGAUAUAUGGUUCCAAGGCGGAAAAAGAAGAAAACAUUGGUUUCCUCAUGUAAUGAUUGUGGCCGGCGUGGUGAGAGGGGCAGUGUCAUCUUUCACUGUAGCAAGUGUAAUUUCAACAUUCAUUCUGAAUGCAUUAAUAUUAGCCCGGCUACGCCUAGCAAUAUUAAAGUGGUUUCGGAUUCUACAGAAUAUUAUUGCCACGAGCAUCCGUUGAGAGUACUCUACAAUCUUAACAUACCUACAGAUCGAGUUGAAUGCUGUGUAUGUGGAAAAUACUGCUCCAAUAGUGCCUACGGUUGCUUACCAUGUGCCUUCUUUUUACAUCCAUCUUGUGCUGAGCUAAAAUUGCCACAAAAGAUUUACCAUCCCUUUCAUUUGCAUCACCCUCUCUUCCUUCUCGAGCAGAGAGGUCCUCGUGCAAAAUGCAAUGCCUGUUGCAAGGAUACUCCUGCCAUCGCCUACAUUUGUAAGCAUGACAAUUGUAGUUUCUUCUUGGACAUUAUUUGUGUGAGACUGCCUGCCAUAAAGUACGAGGCCCAUAGUCACCUUCUACAUUUUAGGGAGAGAACGGAUGAUCAACUACUCAAGUGCAAUGCUUGCGAUAAAACCUGUAAAUCAUCUAUCUUCAGCUGUCUCUACUGUGAUUGGAAUCUCCAUUACACUUGUGGUCCCUUACCAAAUAGCAUUACCUAUAAAUGUGAAGAAGAUUCUCUCGAAGAUUCUCUCAUUAUUACGAAUGCUCUUGCUGAACAUGAAGAUGAGAUGGACGAUGAAUUUUAUUGUGAUGUCUGUGAGAAUCAGAGAGACCCACUAUUGCCCACUUAUCAAUGUACAGAUCAUUGCAAUUUUGUUGCUGAAAUUGGGUGCGUCAUAUCUGAGGUAAUAUCACUGCUAAGGGGAGAUCAUGGAGAUCAAGUAGAGUUAAGGGAUCCUUUUGGGCAGCUUGGAAAGUUGAUUAUGCCGCCCAAAAACCCAAUAGAAGAUCAGAUGAUGCAAAACAAAGAAGAACAAAGUGAGCCGAAUUUAAGUUUGUCUAAGAUUUUAAAAUCUCUGAAUGAGGAUGAGAGUGAGGAAUUGAGAAGGGUUUUAUUUGAGGCUAGAAAGAUUAGAGAAACAUUUAGUGCUGAAAAGAGAUUCUUUAAUGACCCUGAGAAAGAUAAUGUUCUAAGGCUUUCUGACAAGGAAUACAAAAAAUUUAGAAAGUUUCUUGAUCGGGGUAUAGAGAUUUCUAUAGAUCAAUUAAGGGACGGAGGAUCAGAGAUACUUUUUAGGAGUUUGGAUCAAAAGCCUCCCUAUGACUACUUUGCUCUUGAAGAGGAGUUUGUUAAUGUUGGAGAUCACUACAAGGCUGCUCGGACGUUUGCUCAUAUCCUGAGGCAAUUGAUUUCCAAACACGGUGAUAUUAGCGCUGCAUCCACACUAAGUCCAAAUGUAAAACUAUUUUUUCUUAACAUGUUAUGUGGUUGCAUAUACAGCAUGAGAAACACCAAGGUUGUGGAUAUCACUACAGAUUUGCUUCUCAUUUGGUGGACAAGCUUGAAAGCUUGCGAAGUUGCAGGAUUUAAAGUUCAAUCUGUCUUUGAUCAUCUGAAGAGAGUUGCAGAUGCUUUCUUUGGUCUUUAUCCUGGAAAACAAGCUGACAAAGUUGAGAGAGAUCUUGCGAAGCUUUACAAAGAUCUUGAGGAACAAAAUGAGAAACGUGAUUGUAUAGCAUCUUCCACAAAACCAGAAUCAGUUGAGGAAUGCUUGAAGGUGGCAUCGGUGUUGAAGCAAGGUAAAGCUAUUACUGAACGAUUAUGGGAGUCGAUAUAGGCUGGUGUGAAAAUUAUUCUGUAAUCUAUUACCAUUCUUGCGUAUUUGUUUGUUUGUUUUUUUUUUUUAUUAUAUAUAUUUACUUCACGGCAUCCAUCGUGAAUAUGUGUAACACCCGUUCCCUGGGUUAUCAAU